AUGCGGUCGAUAUUCUCCGUUCUCCGGCAGACGGCAGCUACAUCGUGGCGCUCACAAUUUGCAUCUGUUCGGAGUUCUCGCGCAGUGUUCGAGCUUGAUUCGAUUUGCGCCAGAUGCCGCCGCCAACAGAUUCGUUUCUCGAGCAAUCGGCAACUUGCGGAUGAUCCCAGAUGGCUAUCUGUAGUUGACCACCCUGCGCAGAUCGUACGCACGGGACGCAAGCAUGGGCCUGGCCUGAUCAUCCUAGCAUUGAUCCCUAUCACAGCAUUCAUCCUAGGCACCUGGCAGGUUCAGCGGCUCGAUUGGAAGACAAAGUUGAUUGCAAAAUUCGAGGAUCGUCUCGUGAAGCCUCCCCUCCCGUUGCCACCCCGUAUUGAUCCAACCGCCAUCUCCGAGUUUGAUUACCGACGAGUCUAUGCUACGGGUCAUUUUAGACAUGAUCAGGAGAUGUUGAUCGGUCCCCGCAUGCGCGAAGGCCAGGAAGGCUUCCUUGUGGUCACUCCACUCGAAAGAGGCGAAGGGGAAAGCACAAUCCUUGUGAACAGAGGCUGGAUUUCGAAGAAGAUGAUGAACAAGAAAGACAGAGCCAUCGGGUUACCACAGGGCGAGGUAGUCGUUGAGGGCUUACUGCGAGAGCCGUGGAAAAAGAACAUGUUUACUCCAGAGAACAAGCCGGAGGAGGGGAAAUUCUACUUUCCCGAUGUCCAUCAAAUGGCUGAAUUGACAGGAAGUCAGCCGGUUUGGAUUGAACAGACUAUGGUGCCGGAUAUGGUCGAAUCGAUGGACAGAGAAGCAAAGGGUAUUCCCAUCGGCCGCGCAGCUGAAGUCAACCUGAGAAACAACCAUAGCCAGUACAUUUUCACAUGGUACGGUCUGUCGCUGGCAACAUCAAUCAUGUUGUGGAUGGUCAUUCGCAAAAGGCCAAAUGAGGUCACUCGUCGUGUCGUCCAGAAUCGGAACUGGUCGUAA
Messenger RNA from Aspergillus udagawae, 969 nucleotides. Its product is annotated as cytochrome oxidase assembly protein SHY1. Bases 1 to 969 code for a protein of 322 amino acids. Gene Ontology annotation, cellular component: mitochondrion; membrane. NCBI's taxonomy places the organism in Eukaryota, Fungi, Ascomycota, Eurotiomycetes, Eurotiales, Aspergillaceae. The transcript has 4 exons. The record is from RefSeq and is a predicted model, not a curated record. Gene Ontology annotation, biological process: mitochondrial respiratory chain complex IV assembly.